This is a messenger RNA of Tinamus guttatus (white-throated tinamou), 2548 nucleotides long. The record is from RefSeq and is a predicted model, not a curated record. Lineage: Eukaryota; Metazoa; Chordata; Aves; Tinamiformes; Tinamidae.
ACUCGGAUGCCAUGAGCAGCUCUUAUGAAUCCUAUGAUGAAGAGGAGGAGGAUGGAAAAGGGAAAAAAAUGAGACAUCAGUGGCCUUCUGAGGAGGCUUCUAUGGAUCUGGUGAAGGAUGCCAAAAUCUGUGCCUUCCUCCUUAGAAAGAAACGAUUUGGGCAAUGGACAAAACUUCUGUGUGUUAUCAAAGAAAACAAACUACUGUGUUAUAAAAGUUCCAAGGACCAGCAACCUCAGAUGGAGCUGCUGCUGAAUGACUGCAGUAUCACAUACAUUCCCAAAGACAGCAAAAAGAAGAAGCAUGAGCUGAAAAUCACUCACCAAGGAGCGGAUGCACUGGUUCUAGCAGUACAGAGCAAAGAGCAGGCGGAACAGUGGCUAAAGGUUAUAAAAGAUGUGUGCAGCAACUGUACCGGAGCUGUGGACUCAGAUGGGCCGUUGUCUAGUUCUCCGGUGCACAAGACAGAACUGGAAAAGAAGUUGUCAUCUGAAAGGCCGAGCUCGGAUGGGGAAGGUGCUGUGGAAAAUGGCAUCACUAUGGUGUGCAAUGGCAAAGAACAAGUGAAAAGGAAAAAAAGUUCAAAGUCAGAAGCCAAGGGCACAGUGACCAAAGUAACAGGGAAAAAAAUAACAAAGAUCAUCGGUUUAGGAAAGAAAAAGCCAUCAACAGAUGAACAGACCUCAUCAGCUGAAGAAGAUGUUCCUACAUGCGGAUACCUCAACGUGCUCUCAAAUAACCGCUGGCGUGAGCGCUGGUGCAGAGUGAAAGACAAUAAGCUCAUUUUCCACAAGGACAGGACAGAUCUGAAGACCCACAUAGUUUCCAUCCCUCUCCGUGGCUGCGAGGUCAUUCCAGGGCUGGACUCCAAGCAUCCCAUGACCUUCCGACUGCUUCGAAACGGGCAGGAGGUUGCCGUGCUCGAGGCUUCAUCGUCUGAAGACAUGGGCAGAUGGAUUGGGAUUUUGCUGGCUGAAACUGGGUCUUCCACAGACCCCGGCGCCCUGCACUACGACUACAUUGACGUGGAGAUGACGGCGAGCGUCAUCCAGGCUGCAAAGCAGACCUUCUGUUUUAUGAACAGGCGAGUCAUAUCUACAAAUCCGUAUCGGGGAAGCACUGCCAACGGCUACGCAUGUCCAAGUGGAAUGGCACUUCAUUACGAUGAUGUUCCCUGCAUAAAUGGAUCGUGGGAACCAGAAGAUGGCUUUCCUACUUCCCGUAGCAGGAAUAUUGGAGAAGAAAUGCUUUAUGAUAACGCAGGCCUGUACGAUAACUUGCCAUCUCCAAAAAUCUUUGCACGCUAUCCAUCAUCUGAGAGAAAAGCCGCUAGGUUAUCUGCUGACAAACUCUCCUCUAACCAUUACAAACACCCUGUCUCCUCCAAUCUGUCUUCUGCUCAGUCUGUCACUAAUACCUCUGCUGUGGGGAGGGGAUCUGUAUCGCAGGUUAGAGGCAAGAAACCUCCUGCAGCUGCUAAUGGGAUCACAGGAAAAGGGAGAACUUUAAAUAGCCAGCCGAAGAAAUCUGAGUCCGUGUCGUGCGUGAAGCGCACAGCAUCCAAUGCCGAGCAGUACAAGUACGGCAAGAACCGCGUGGAGGCCGACGCGAAGCGGCUGCAGGGCAAAGAGGAAGAAUUGCUCAAGAGGAAAGAAGCGCUCCGGAAUCGGCUGGCCCAGCUCCGAAAGGAAAGGAAGGAUCUCCGAGCUGCCAUUGAAGUCAAUGCUGGCAGGAAGACUCAAGUGAUUCUUGAAGACAAGCUGAAGAAGCUGGAGGAGGAGUGUAAGCAGAAGGAGGCCGAGCGUGUAAACCUGGAGCUGGAGCUGACGGAGGUGAAGGAGAGCCUGAAGAAAGCCUUGGCGGGCGGCAUCACCCUGGGCUUGGCCAUCGAGCCCAAAUCAGGAACAUCCAGCCCUCAGUCCCCAAUUUUCAAGCACCGAACUUUGGAAAACUCCCCCAUCUCCAGCUGUGAUACUAGCGAUACUGAAUGCUCGAUACCUGUGAACAGUGCAGCAGCUCUGAAGCGACCUCCUUCCUCAAAUAAUUCUCCUUGUCGAGGUCAUGUACUCCGAAAAGCAAAGGAAUGGGAGAUGAAAAAUGGAACAUAAGUAAAUGUAGCAAAACCACUCACUUUCCAUAAAGGCCUUACCUGUUAUGGACCAAGACACAGGCUGCAAAAGACUCAGCUGCAAAGUGGUAUCGAGUGAUACGACGUAAGAGGUUUUAUAAUUCUGUUAAGUUAAUGGUAGCUUGGCCCUCAUUUGUCUGUAUUCCCUCUACUGUAUUGCUGUGUAACUAUGUGUGCCCCCUUUUAUUACCUGUAACUCCUUGUUUCCAACUUCAUUUGUACAGAAAAUGAAAACCAAAAGCCAAAACAGUGAUAGUAAGUAAAAAGGAGCAUAUAGUUGCUACUGAAAGUUUACUUUGCAGGAAAGAGUUUAGACCAACAAUGUUAAUGGUGCUGCAUCAGAUGGCCUGAACAGCCCUGCAGACUGGUGCGUUACUGAAGACCAAUGUGAAAUCCUUCAGAAUUGACGUGCUCCUAAGG